AUGCUGUUCAUCAUUCUUCUCGCCAUCCUCCAACUCGGCCUCGCCCUCAACCCUGCCUCCUUCCGCAAACUCGUCAAGGACUGCGACCCGAAAAUCGAGGAGAUCCCCUGGCAAAUCACCAACUUCGUUUUGUUCGAGAAGAAGGCUGCUUCCAACCAGUCGAGCUACCUCGCCUUCCACUUCAUCGAUGUCAAUGAGAGACUCGAGGUGAACACGACAUGCGUUCGGACGGUGCCGCUCAACUCGACGUCUACUCUGGACAGUUCCGGCUGGACUCUUUGCAAGAACAAUAAUGUGGCUUUCGAGUGGGAUGGUACGACGCUGCAGUUGUCGCGGGACUAUAAGGAUAAGUGUCUCGGCAAGCCUCCGUACGACACCGCAACUGCGUGGGGUCGCAUCAAGCCCAACGCAACCUCCACGACUGCUGUCGAUGGCGUGUACGGCAUGAAGACGGAGAUGCAUAUGCCAAUCACGAGUUUGUCUUAG
Molecule: messenger RNA, 486 nt
Organism: Zasmidium cellare ATCC 36951
Lineage: Eukaryota; Fungi; Ascomycota; Dothideomycetes; Mycosphaerellales; Mycosphaerellaceae
Exons: 2
Coding region: 1-486 (161 amino acids)
Source: RefSeq, a predicted model, not a curated record